Messenger RNA from Colletotrichum chrysophilum, 921 nucleotides. RefSeq lists its product as uncharacterized. The record is from RefSeq and is a predicted model, not a curated record. NCBI's taxonomy places the organism in Eukaryota, Fungi, Ascomycota, Sordariomycetes, Glomerellales, Glomerellaceae. The coding region runs from base 1 to 921 and encodes 306 amino acids. Gene Ontology annotation, biological process: nucleoside metabolic process. The transcript has 3 exons. Gene Ontology annotation, cellular component: cytosol. Gene Ontology annotation, molecular function: S-methyl-5-thioadenosine phosphorylase activity.
AUGGCCGACCUUCCUACCACCUUCGACCGCCCCGUCCACAUCGCCGUAAUCGGCGGCACCGGUCUCGGCAAGCUCGAGGGCUACACGCCCGUCGCCGCCCUGAACCCGACGACGCCGUGGGGCCAGCCGGCCUCCCCGAUCAUGAUCCUCGAGCACGCCGGCGUGCCCAUCGCCUUCCUCGCCCGCCACGGCCUGCACCACCAGUUCGCGCCGCACGAGGUGCCCGCCCGCGCAAACAUCGCCGCCCUGCGCUCCAUCGGCGUCCGCUGCGUCAUCGCCUUCUCCGCCGUCGGCUCCCUGCAGGAGGAGAUCAAGCCCAUGGACUUCGUCGUCCCGGACCAGGUCAUCGACCGCACCAAGGGCAUCCGCCCUUUCACCUUCUUCGAGGGCGGCGUCGUCGGCCACGUCGGCUUCGCGGACCCCUUCGACAAGCGCCUGGCUGAGGUCGUGAAGAAGUGCGCCGCGCACAUGCAGGGCGACGGCGUCGUGCUCCACGACAAGGGAACCAUCAUUUGCAUGGAGGGCCCCCAGUUCUCAACCCGCGCCGAGUCUCACAUGUACCGCUCCUGGGGCGGCAGCGUCAUCAACAUGUCCGCCCUCCCCGAGGCCAAGCUCGCGCGCGAGGCCGAGAUGGCCUACCAGAUGAUCUGCAUGGCCACCGACUACGACUGCUGGCACUCGUUCGAGGACGUCGACGUCGCCAUGGUCAUGAAGUACAUGGCCGCCAACGGCGAGAACGCCAAGCGCCUCGUCGGCGGCGUCCUCGACGAGCUGGCCAAGCAGGAGCACAGCGAGAUGGUCCUGGCCAAGCACUGGGAGGGCGCGUCCCAGGGCGCCGUCAAGUUCAUGACCAAGCCCGAGGGUCGCAACCCCGAGGCCAUGAAGAACGUCGAGUUCCUGUUCCCCGGCUUCUGGAACUAA